Messenger RNA from Tigriopus californicus, 3549 nucleotides. It is a transcript of the gene Msh6, whose product is annotated as probable DNA mismatch repair protein Msh6. Gene Ontology annotation, cellular component: nucleus; MutSalpha complex. The coding region runs from base 313 to 3477 and encodes 1054 amino acids. Lineage: Eukaryota; Metazoa; Arthropoda; Copepoda; Harpacticoida; Harpacticidae. Gene Ontology annotation, molecular function: mismatched DNA binding; ATP-dependent DNA damage sensor activity; ATP binding. Gene Ontology annotation, biological process: mismatch repair. The record is from RefSeq and is a predicted model, not a curated record. The transcript is spliced from 2 exons.
AUUCUCAAGUUUGAGGGGGAAACCUAUUCACAAAUUACCCACAUUAUCGUGGACAAAAACCCUCUUACAGUUCUGGACCGAAUCCCCAAUCCCAACGUCCCAACGUGCCUCUGUCAGACGUGGACUGGGACCUGGACGACGAGAAGGGCCCACACGACGACCACCUCAAACCCAGCGUCCCGAUUAUGAGGGAAGACCUAGAGGGCAACCUUGACCAGCUCUACAUUCAUUUCAGAUUCAUUCAUGAGCUAGAUACACAAUCUGUGAUCGGUUUGUCGGUCUGAGUUCUAACCGGAAGGCUGUCAUUCCAAAAUGAGUAAACAGGCCUCGAUCCUGAGUUUCUUUAAUCGCCGAGCCUCGUCCACCGCUCAAGGUCAAGGUGAUGGAGUCGGACCGCCCCUGGGCUCACCUCGAGGCUCCCCCCACUCGCCCAAAACCCCAGUGCGCACGCCCAAGCGCCCCAUAGCGCCUUCACCCGUCUUGACCGACACCACCCCACCCACCCGAACCCCCGAAUCGAACACACCCACCCGCAAACGUAUCAAACGCGGUCCUGUUCCCGAUGACCAGGACGACGAGAACGACGAAUCGGAGGCGGAUCCCGAUGCCAACGAGAAUCGCCCACCCCAAUCUGCGCCCAGGCGAAAAUCGACUGGCCCAGACCCAGCGCCCAAGACAUCGAUGGCUGGCCCAUCCAGCCCUUCGCCCGCCCGCCUCGGCCUCGGUCGCCCCCCGGGUUGCUCGAGCCGGGAUGAGGUCGAGACGGUCUUGAACCCGACUCCCGCUGCCAAUUCGUCCACGGAGACGUACUUGCAUACCACUUGGGACUUUCUCAAUGGCGGACGGCGUGACGCUCAAGGGCAUUCACCCGAGGAUCCGGAUUUUGACCCCGGCACUCUGCGGGUUCCGGCCCAAUUUUUAGCCAAACAAACCCCGGCUCAAAGGCAAUGGUGGGAGAUGAAAGCCCGUCACUUUGAUACGGUGCUCUUCUUCAAGAUGGGCAAGUUCUACGAACUGUUCCACAUGGACGCCCUCAUCGGGGUCCAAGCUUGCGGUAUGCUCCUCAUGAAGAAAGAGAUGGCUCAUUGCGGUUUUCCCGAAAGCGCCUUGCAACGCUAUGUGGAUAUUCUCGUGGGUCAAGGGUACAAGGUGGCCCGCAUUGAACAGACCGAAACCCCGCAAAUGAUGGCGGCUCGAGUUCAAAGGGAGGGCAAGAAAGGUCCGGAUGCCAAGGCCGUUCGGAGGGAAAUCUGUCAGAUUGUGUCCUCGGGCACGCGAAUUAACUCCUUGGACCAUGACGAUUGUCUGUUGCUGCUCUACACGCCCCCGAGUAUGGAAUCGGUAGGCCAAGAAUCCGGUUCCUGUUCAGAAGUAGGAGUGGCCGUGUUUCAGCCCUCGGUGAUGAAGCUCUUUAUCGGCACGCUCUUUUCGGUGGCUGACACGGCCGAAAUCUUGACCCUGAUUCAGAUUGUACGUCCUACGGAAAUUGUGUCGGAUCCGAGCAUUCCUCAAUCGUGGAAGGAUUCUUUGAUCGCAUUUCAGCCCUUGCGGCUUCGAUGGCAAACCUCGCCCCCAGCUUUGGAGGGCGACUAUGCCUUUCUGAAAGAGCAACGAUAUGGCGAUGAUUUGAAGCCGUUUUCGGCCGAAGACUUCAUGAACCGUCAUGCAGUUCUGGUCAAAGAAACGUCUUCUAAACAAGCGUUCUUGUGGAUGCUGACCACUUUAAAGGAAUCGCUCAUUGAUCAAGCUGUCAUCUCCAAUGGCGAUGUCCUACCUCUGACGGAUGUGCUGAUGGCCAAUUCCAAAGACAGUCAUUUGCAAUUCUACGGAAACGCUCUUUGCAAUUUAGAUAUCUUGCCCGGAAAACCUGAGCAGAAAGGCCUAAUCCACGUGCUCGAUCGCACUUUGACGGCUUCAGGUAAGAGACUUCUACGCCAAUGGUUGGCUCAUCCUUUAGCGAAUGGGCAAGAGAUCAAGCACCGCCAAGACAUCCUCAAAUCCUUGGAUGCUUCGAUUGUUCAGGAUUGUCGGUCUGAUAUGAAAGGCUUAGGUGACUUGGAGAAGCAUUUGGCUCGUUUAUGCCUCUAUGGGUUUAAAGCCAAGAAUCAUCCGGAUAAUCGCGCCAUCUUGUACGAGACAAAGCUCUCGAGCCGAUUGGCCAAGUCAUUACAGGCCAUCUUAACCGGCUUCACGGCCUAUGUGUCCAUCUUGCGGCGAUUGCUCAAAAUUGAACCAAACAUGCACGAUAUGACGCAAUCGUCGUUGAAUGAGGUGCACAGUCAUUGCGAGAAGUUCACGCGAUUUCUGUCCAAAGUCGACGGCGACGACACAUUCGUGAUCCCCUCCGGGUUUAACGUCUUUUAUGACGAAGUGCUUCAGAGAAAAGACGAUGUCACUCGACGAAGCGAAGAGUUUCUGGAAGAGCAAUCCCGUCAUUUCGGUACAUCACUCAAGUUCUGGGGUACGGGUAGCAAUCGCUUUCAAUUGGAGGUCCCCGAGAGCUUGGCCAAAAAGGCCAAUAAUCGUUACACACUCGCCUCCCAAAAGAAAGGCUUCAAGCGAUACUCAACGUCGGAAACGUUAGCGCUAUGCCAGGAAAUGGAGGAAUUGGAAGUGGAAUUGCAAGACAUGCACGGGGAUGUUGUCACGGAAAUGGUGCGACAAUUCUCGUCUCACAAGUUCCUCUGGCAAGUCGUGAUCAAGUCCGUCGCUCAAGUGGAUUGCUUCUUCAGUCUAUACCUGUUCAAUGAAGACGAUUCCGAAAGCAAAACGCUUCCUCACAUCCUGUCCGAUGCCAAGAACCCAAGCAUUCAAAUCCGACAAGGUCAACAUCCCAUCCUGAAUUAUGUCAAAAAGGGUGAAGCCGAUGGAGUGGUGAUCCCCAAUACCAUCGAUCUGGGGAUGGAAAUGUUCAUCCUCACUGGCCCCAACAUGGGUGGAAAAUCAACGUUGAUGCGUCAAACGGCUCUUCUAGUGGCAUUAGCUCAACUGGGCGUCAAAGUUCCGGCGGAGGAGAUGUCUUUCUAUCCCGUGGACAAGAUAUUCUCCCGAAUGGGGGCCAGUGACAAUAUCAUGGAGGGCAAGAGCACAUUCCUCAUGGAGCUAUUGGAAACCUCCACCGUCUUCCAAAACAUGACGUCGAAUUCCUUAGUUCUCAUCGAUGAAUUGGGUCGAGGAACGUCAACUUACGAUGGGUGCGCCAUCGCCUUGGCCACCCUCGAGUUCUUGGCUGGCAAAUGUCGAGGUCUCUUCUCCACACAUUACCACGAGAUUUUUCGCUACAUUGAUCGCAUUCCAGGCAAGAUCUCGUUACAUUAUAUGGAUUUUAUGAAAGAAAAUGAAGAUGUGGUAUUUUUGUAUCAGUUAAAGAAAGGUAGGUGUACCGAAUCUCAUGGGUUGAAUGUGGCCAAAUUGGCCGGCAUUCCGGAAGACAUUAUUGAAAAGGCCUCUCGGAUCGCGAUUUCCAAGGUCAAUUAGUGAGACGAAUAACAAUGCAUUUUCAAGGAACCAUUCGGGGUAUUAUUCAAAAUAAAAAUUAAUAAAAUCGUA